Messenger RNA from Schistosoma haematobium, 2562 nucleotides. RefSeq lists its product as uncharacterized. Gene Ontology annotation, biological process: L-serine catabolic process; L-threonine catabolic process. The transcript has 11 exons. Lineage: Eukaryota; Metazoa; Platyhelminthes; Trematoda; Strigeidida; Schistosomatidae. The coding region runs from base 751 to 1650 and encodes 299 amino acids. The record is from RefSeq and is a predicted model, not a curated record. Gene Ontology annotation, molecular function: L-serine ammonia-lyase activity; threonine deaminase activity.
AGUUAGAUGGUAUUUGAAAUUGGGACGUAUAAAAUAAUAUAUGCACCUAUAUCACUAAAUACUUCUAAAACUCUUAUAGUCCUGUCGGUUAGUUAAUAGAUCCAAGCCAAUGAAUUAGAAUAACGUUUAUCAACAUACUGAUAAACGUUACAUAGCCAUCAACUGAUAGAUAACUUUUAACGUAUUAUUUGCCAGCUUAUAAUGGUUUUAUGGCUGGCUUUCUAUAUCCUGUUCCGAUUGUUUAAUACUGUAAAAUUCGUGUCGGGUGGUGUCCGGAGUCUGUUACUGAUACACCAUGUGCCAUAUCCUAACUCCCCCUAUCAACUGACUAAUGAGGCAAGAACACAAAACUGAGUGGGGAAGUAUAUUGGGCUACAGAAUGAAAUGCAAAAAUACUCAAUCACAUAUAUACAACUCUAUUACUUGGGAAAUUAAUCUAUUUCUUAGCCAAUGAAAUUCACGUGCUCUAUAGGUCACUUUUGAUUAUCGUCCACUAGCCUUCUCAUUAGUCUACAUCUAAUUAGCUUACCAUAACAGUAAAUUAUAUAUUUUCGCGCUAAACAAAUUUGUAUUAAUCAGCUUUCAGAGAAACAAUUUACGAUAUAAGUUCCACUUUUCACGUAACUCGCUUAUCUGGAUAGCGGUGAGAUGUAAACAUAUAGCUUUUCUUUUUAAUUUAAUUGAUAUAUUGAUGACGCAUUAAAAUAGCUUCUUUUUUAUCAGAAGAUUAGUUUGACAUAUACCGGCAUCAUGGUUAAUGAACAAUUAGUAACAAAUAUACCUUUACCGAAUGCAGAAGAUCCAGAUUUGUUAGAUCCGAAUAGUGAUCCAGAGCAUCCUAAAGUGAUUGUAUUUGAAGAAGUGAAGGCCGCCAGUGAACUUAUAAAAGAUGGAAUAAUUUAUACACCGUGUAAAAAGUCUCAGUUGUCAUUGGAAUACAAUAUGGAUAUUUACUUUAAAAAGGAAUUUCUUCAAGUAACUGGGAGCUUUAAAGAAAGAGGAGCUCGCAAUGCACUACUUCAGUUGACGUCAGAAGAAGCUAAACGUGGUGUAAUUGCAUGUAGUGCUGGUAACCAUGCACUUGGUUUGGCAUAUCAUGGAAGUUUGUUAAAAAUACCAAUUACUAUUAUUAUGCCUGUAAACUCAAGUUUGAUGAAACAAGAACGUUGUAAGAAGUAUGGUGGACUCGUUUUACUGAAAGGUAAUAGUGUUUUUGAAAGUAAACUGUAUGCUUCAAAAAUAGCAAAGUUAAACAACUUAUUUUUAAUCAAUGGUUAUGAUCAUCCACAUAUUUUAUCUGGACAAGGUACCAUUGGUGUAGAAAUCUUAGAACAAGUUCCUGAUGUGGAUGCUAUUAUUGUACCAGUUGGUGGAGGUGGUUUAUUAGCUGGACUUUGUGUGGCAGUUAAAUCUAUUCGACCAGAAGUUAUGAUAGUUGGUGUAGAAUCUAAUCGUUGUCCUGGUUUUCAAGAAGCUAUGUUCGCUGGUAAACCAGUCUACACAGAAAAUCGUCAAUCAUCUGCAGAUGAUUACCCUGAACAAUGGCGCAACUAUUAUUCCGUUCUCACACCGCAUAUCAGACAAUGGAAUCCAUGGAAUUGUGGUUGUCAGUCACAAGCACAAGACGAAUGGAAAGUCGCAUCACAGUGACAAAAAAUUCAAGUGCUUCCAUCAGCAGUUUCACUUGGCGGUUGAGCGAAAUUGUAUAUGUUACACAGUCUGUUGUCGUGGGCAUCUUCGCUUAGCUGUUUCUGUGGUUGGUGUGAAUUCCUUUGAAACAGCUCAUAAAUUAGUUGAUAAAGUGGUAACUAUUGAUGAAACAUAUAUCUAUCGUGCAGUUGUUCGUUUAUUAGAAUUUGAGAAAUCUGUUGUAGAAUGUUCUGGGGCUACUUCAUUAGCUUUAAUUAUGGCAAAUGUUUUGCCUGAAUUAAUCGGAAAAAAAGUUGUAUGCAUUCUAAGUGGAGGAAAUAUUGAUAUCUCAUCACUAAGCCGUGUUAUUGACAAAGGAUUAGCACUUGAAGGUCGUCUCUGUCGAUUCAUAGUUGUUUUAAAUGAUCGACCUGAAAGUAUUUCAGAACUAUGUCUAAUUCUGAACGACAUCGGAGCUAACAUAAAAGACAUUAGUCACGAACGUAUUUGGUCAACAUCAGGUAUACUUCAAGUUCAGGUGAAAUGUACUUGUGAAAUACAGAAUGCUUCACGUAGAAUUGAUUUAGAGCAUGCAUUGAAAACAAAAUAUAAACAUGUUAUAUGGGCUGAGAAUGAUUUAAUGAUAACAUAUUAGUAUUUUCAUACUGAAAUUAACUAAUUACAACUAUGAAUGAAUGAUUGAAUUUCUUUUGGUAUAACAUUUAUAUACACUUACGCAUUCACAUAACCUCAGAUUUGUGCAUAAAAAUUUACUAGUGCUUGUAAAGUAAACAAUCAUAUUGAAUUAUUGUUAAUUUCUUUUUUAAAAUCAGAUUUAUUUGUCAUUUUAAUUAAGAUAACUUAUGAAUAGAAAAGGAUAACAUGGUUUUUCAACCAGUAGUUUUGCAUAAUAAAAUCCUUUUGAUAGACAAA